AUGGAGGAAGGGCGUGCGCCGCUUCUGAAGCUGGCUCUGCACGACGUAACAGCCGCAUUUUUGGUGCUGCGUCUUCUACCUCCCCGGACCUGGUGGCAGCUGCGUGCUCUAUCGGCUGAGUGGAGGCAGCUUCUUGAUGAUCAUGCUGAAAGCUGUACUGACAGGUCAACAAGAUCACAAAUGUUUGGUGAGAUGGGGCGCGGCUGCUUCGGCUUGGUUAAGCUACUCGUGGAGGCCUCGGGGCCGUUGCGGACUGCCAAUGAAGAGGUUGACUUUGCAGGUUGUAUCUACAGGGCUGUGCACUAUGGCAGCGUGGGUCCGCUACAGCAGCUGCUUCGACCUCUCGCAGCCGAGUCUUUCGCUCGUCGGACCUUCGCCGUCGCCGUUCUUCGUGAGGCGCUGGUGCAAGCGGCAGUUGCAGGUGAUGCAGCAACGUGCCGCGCGGUAUUGCAGGAACACGGACCAAACUCAGCCGCUGCACUCUCGCGAAGAUUGGGCACCGAUGAUGCUCUCACGGCACUUAAGGCGGCUUCUGAUUGGCAUCUUAUGAGUCCCGGUGAGGUCUCAGAGCUGAGGCGCCAGGCAGUGGAUGAGGUCGGAAGUGUCUGCCAAGUGAUGUUUUCGGGCUGA
Molecule: messenger RNA, 630 nt
Organism: Symbiodinium sp. CCMP2456
Lineage: Eukaryota; Dinophyceae; Suessiales; Symbiodiniaceae
Source: the annotation of a GenBank genome assembly